Messenger RNA from Bicyclus anynana (squinting bush brown), 6131 nucleotides. RefSeq lists its product as uncharacterized. The transcript has 28 exons. Bases 246 to 5990 code for a protein of 1914 amino acids. Gene Ontology annotation, molecular function: transcription corepressor activity. NCBI's taxonomy places the organism in Eukaryota, Metazoa, Arthropoda, Insecta, Lepidoptera, Nymphalidae. The record is from RefSeq and is a predicted model, not a curated record. Gene Ontology annotation, biological process: negative regulation of transcription by RNA polymerase II.
GGCCGGCUCACUCGGCCAAUGAGCGGCGCGCGGACCGAACGCGCGUCCGUCCGGCGACCGGUGCGACGUUGCCAGCUCUCGACAAAAAAAUACCAGAUUCGACCUUCUUAGGACCCUCGUUUUUUUUUUGUUUGGCCGCGUUAUCAUUCCGGAACGCGUAGUGUGUAACCCUUAUCCGAGUGAUGGUGUUCUAUAGGUGCCACUACGGCUAUAGGUGAAUUUUUAGUGCAGUGCUAUAGUGUAUUAUGGUGUGGUCGGCGCCUUCGGGGGAAGUCUUGAUUGACAUCAUUUCAAGGCCCGGGCAGACGGAGCACGGGCACGGGGCGCUGGCGUACGGCGGCAAGCAGACGGGCGUGGCGCCGGCGAGGCCCGCGGCGCCCUACGCGCCGCCCACCUACCCCUCCGCGCUGCGCCUGCACCAGCCCUAUGGAGCCGCCGCGCUGUCCUUCAGGGACGGAUAUGUGCGCGACGGCGGCAUCGCGAACGACUUCCGCGCGGGCGCGCGCAUGUCGCUGCUGGGCUCGGCGUACCUGGCGCCGCCCGCGCCGCCCGCGCACCACCCGCCGCCCGCCGACCCGCCGCCCUUCAAGAAGAUCCGCCUCGCCGCGCAGCGCCCCGCCGCCAAGCACCAGCAGCUGCGCGUCGACACACGGGAGCCGGUGAUGAAUUUGUACAACAACACGGUGGAAGUGCUGUCACCCAAUAACCCCUCCGACACCACCCUCGAGGACCAGAGCUUUCGCACCACCAAGGAUGACUUACUACAGCAGAUAUCCAAGGUGGAUCGAGAGAUGGCGCUGUCGGAGACGACGCUGCAGAAGCUGAAGAAAAAGCAACAGGAGCUGGAGCAGACGGCGUCCAAGCCCGCGCUCAAGGAGGAGCCCGAGGAGCUGCCCUCGCGCCACCGCAGCCUGGCGCAGUGCAUCUACGCCGACAACAGGAAGAGGGCGGCGGCGGCGCACGCGGCGCUGGCGCACCUGGGCCCGCCGGUGCGCUACCCGCUGUACAACCAGCCCGAGGACGCGGCCGUGUACCACGACAACAUCCGCCGGCACCGCGCCUUCAGGAAACGCCUCGCCGACCAUCUCAAGGGCGUGCGCCUCGACACUGAGAAGCGGGAAGACGCGCUGACGGAGGAGUACAGCCGGCGCGCGGCGGAGUGGAUCCGACGCGUGGAGAGGAUCGAGCAGGGUCAGAAACGGAAGGCGAAGGACGCCAGGAACCGAGAGUUCUUCGAGAAGGUGUUUCCCGAGCUGCGCAAGGCGCGCGAGGAGCGGGAGCGGUUCAACCGGCUGGGCGCGCGCGUCAAGUCGGAGGCCGAGCUGGAGGAGAUCGCGGACGGGCUGCACGAGCAGGAGCACGAGGACAAGAAGAUGCGCUCGCUCACCGUGGUGCCGCCGCUGAUGCGCCACUCCCCCCAGCACUUCGACACCAACAGCCGCUGCAUGGACAUGGAGACGGAGUACAAGGAGCUGAAGCUGCGCAACGUGUGGACGCGCGCCGAGAAGGAGGUGUUCCGCGAGAAGUACCUGCAGCACCCCAAGAACUUCGGCCAGAUCGCCUCCUUCCUGCCCAGGAAGAGCGUGCGGGACUGCGUCAGGUUCUACUACCUGUCGAAGAAGGCGGAGAACUACAAACAGCUGCUGAGGAAGCCGCGGCCGAGGCGGCACGCGCGGCCCCGGCCCGCGCCGGAGCCCGAGCUGCCCGCCGGUGUCACCACAAGAUUGCAGCGGAUACAGGGAACGGCGCGAGUGGUGGAUAAGGAUGCGAGUAUGGACGAAAUGGCGGUGCCACUCGACCCAACGCCCGUCGAUCUCAUCCCUGUACCGCCCGCUGCCCCCGCGCACCCCGGCAGGUCAGUCCACCCGAGCAUGGACGAGCUGGCGGCGCCCCUGGUGCCCACGCCCGUCGACCUCAUCCCCGUGCCGCCCGCCGCCCCCGCGCACCCCGCCAGGUCAGAACUGAGCAGUACGCCUCCCUUACCGCCAUCGCCGCCGCCCGCCUCGUCGGCGCCUCCGGCCCCGGUCGUGAGCACGGGCAGCGCCAGCCCGAGCGCGACGAGCGGCCCGAGCGGCCUCACCGGCCUCGCCGGCUCGCCGGGCCUCAGCGCUUCCAACUGUUCCAGUUUAGACGGAUUCAGCAAUCCGAGUGGACUUAUCCCAAUGAGUACUUGUAGUGCAAGUUUGAGUGUGCCCAGUGCGGUGGCGAGUACUAGCAGUGCAGUGAGUGUAGUGACUAGUGUGUCGGGCCCUGUCGGCAGCCCGGCGGUGUCGGCGCCGACGCCGCCGGCGUCCGACGCGCCCGCCGCCUCGCUGACGGACCUGCCGGUGACGGUGGCGGCCACCACUGCCACGGUUAUCACUACGACGUCAGUACCCAGCGGCGGCGCGGUGUCGACGUGUCUGUCGGGCAGCGCGCCGCCCACGCCGCAGCCGGCGCAGCCGCCCACGCCCACGCACCCGCCGCCCACGCCCGAGCCCGCGAUGACGGAACGAACGAGCACCCCGUCUUCGAUAGCUCUGCCGAGCGCGCCCAGCACGCCCGUGUCCGUGGGCGCGCCCGUGACGGCCGUGGGCGCGUGCGCGGUGUGCGCGGCCGCCGGCGCCUCGCGCGCCGUGGCGCCCUCGCGCGCCGCGCAAUACGGCCUCGACCCCGCCGCGGCCGGCGCGCGGGUAUGUGAAGCGUGCCACUGCAGAUUCGUUCGCGCGCGAAGAAGUCGCUGCACCGUGCCGUCGUGCGCCGGCCCGCGCGCCAAGCGGCUGCGCCACCUGCCGCCGCGCUGGCACGACCUGCCCGUGGACAUGAAGAGGCCCCUCAUGGACGAAUUCCAAAUCCCGAGCGAUCUCAGCAAGUGCUGCCUGACGUGCUUCAAGCGGAUCACCCGUCGGCUGGACACGGUCGGGUCGGGCGGCGCCGCGCCCGAGCCCAGCGAGGAGGAGGCGGCCGGCUUCCGCGCGCUGCUGCGCGAGCACGGCACGGCGUGGGAGCGCAUGGCGGCGGCGAGCGGGCGCGCGCCGGCCAGCCUCAAGGCCUUCUAUUUCACGUACCGGCGCAAGCUGCAGCUGGAGGCGCUGCUGAGCGAGCGCCAGCCGGCGGCGCGCGCCAGCGACACGGACGACAGCCUGCUCAGCUCGGGCGACACGGACACGGCCAGCGCCGACUCGCCGCGCCCGCCGCCGCUGCCGGGCCCGCGCACCGACGCCGUGGCGCCGCGCCGCCACCGCCGCGACGAGUACGACUCCUCCGCCACCGAGACCGCCGACGAGGAGAACGACGCGCCCAGCGCCAAGAGCGUCGCGCCGGCGCCCGCGCCCGCGCCCGCGGUGUCGGCGGUGGCGGGCGCCACCAGCUCCAACCCCGCGCUGUCCGUGUCGGCGGUGGGCGCGACGGGCGCAGUGGGCGCGGUGGGCUCCGUGGGCGGCAUGGGCGGCAUGAGCACGGUGGGCAGCGUGAGCGCCGUGGGCGGCACGCCGCUCACGGUGCGCGACGUGGUGCUGAACAUGAUCGAAGUGAGCCUCAUGCGCAACUCGCGCCCCGUGCCGCCGCACUCCGCGCCGCAGCCCGUCAGCCACCCGCACGCGCAGCCGGCUAAGGUGUCGCACGAGCCGCUCGCGACGCUGACGGUGGUGAGCGGCGCGGGGCACGCCAGCUCGCCGCACUCGCCGCGCUCGCCGCACCGGGGCGCCACCAUCACGCCGCUGCCGCCCGACGGCAAGGACGUCAUGCUGCUGCACAUCGAGCCGCGCGCGCCGCACCUGCUGCCGCACGCGCACCCGCACGCGCCGCACGCGCCCGCCGACCCGCUCGACCUCAGCGAGAAGCGGCCGCGCCACGACCUGCCCAAGCCUCAACACCGCAACGCGGAGUACGCGGCGUAUCGCGCGGCCGAGCGCCAGUCGCCUACACAGUACAACUCCAAGCCCAAGCCCGUGGCGUCCCCGCGCCCGUCGCUCAAGCUGGCGGCCAACCCUAAGGGCUCCAUCACGCUGGGCACGCCCGUGGAGGCGCGCUACGAGCCGCAGCGGGCGCCGUCGGACCCCAAGGGCGGCUCCAUCACGGCCGGCACGCCGGUGCACGCGCCGCACCACCUGCCGGAGAAGCGCAACCUGGAGUACCGGCGGCGCAGCCCGGGCGGCGCCUACGCGUACGCGGGCGCGGGCAGCCAGCCGCGCCCGCAGUCACCUUCCUCCUUUCAAAAUGCGACAGCAACAGCGGCAUCGCGCGGCACGUACGGGCUCGAGAGGCGGCAGAUCAUGCUCACAGACUACAUCACCUCGCAACAGAUGCACGGUGUGGUGAGGCGGGAGCGGGAGCCCUCGCACCACCACCAACAGCAGCAACAUCAGCAGCAGCAGCAGCACCAACAGCAACAGCAUCAGCAGCAGCAACACCAGCAACAGCAGCAGCAUCAGCAGCAACACCACCAACAGCAACAGCACCAACAGCAGCAGCAUCAGCAGCAGUUGCAACACCAGCACCAGCCGAUCAGAAGGGACCGCGACACGGUGUCCGUGAUACAGAAACACACGCACACCUACUCGCACGUCCAACCUCCACCCGGUCACGAGGCGUUCGCGCAACUAGUGAACGCGGCUUCGGUGGCGCCUGCACUGCCCGUGCCGCGGCGCGACGAGCCCGCGCCCGAGCCGCCGUCCGCGUCGCCGCUGCACCACGCGCAGCACAUGCACCACGACAUCAGAGGCUCGCGCGAGUUCAGCAUGUCUCAGAAGUACCACCCGCAGUACCAGCAGACGGAGCGGCGCGCGCCGCAGCCGCAGCAGCGGGAUGUCAGAGACAGUCGAGAACGAAUGGUGCCGAUGCAAGAGCGGCACUACGUGAUAGAGCAGCACCAGUCGCACCCGCAGCACCAGCCGCACCAGCAGCAUCAGCAACAUCAGCAGCACCAGCAACACCAGCAGCACCAGACGCACCAGCAGCACCAACAUUCGCAACAGCAGCAGCUGCUGAUAGAUCGCCAUCUAAUACCUACACAUUCACAGAACAUGUUGAGCGCGGACGAGCGGCGCGCGGCCAACGCGAGCGCGGCGAAUGCAGCCUACGGCGCGGGCAAGCGACCCUUACACGCGCUCGACAGGAAAGACGGACGCACGUCGGUGAGCGUGGCCAGCGCGGCGGGCGCGGGCGCGGGUGUGGCCACGGUGUCGGCGGCGGGCGUGGGCGCGGCCACGGGCGCCGAGCUGUUCGCCGCCUCGCUCAUCAACGCCAUCAUCACGCAGAAGAUCAGCCAGACCAGCAACCAGAGGUACCCUUCGAAGAUCAUCCGCGAGAGCGACGGCGUGCUGCCGCAGUCGGAGCGUCUGCUGCUGGAGCACCAGCACCGCGAGCGGGAGGCGGAGGCGGAGCCGGCGCCGCAGCACACCACCAGCAUGAAGCUGGGCGACCUCGCCUCCAACAUCAUCGUGCGCGACUUCAGCAGCCCCAACACCAACUCGCUGCUGCACCACAACAAUCGCUUUGCGGUGUCGAGUGCGGACACGUACGCGGCGGGCGCGACGAGCGGCGCGGCGAGCGGCGCGGCGGGCGGCGCGGGGGGCGGCGGCGCGGGCGGCGCGGGGGGCGACGAGUGGCGCCGCGACGCGCCGAAGCACGCGCCCUACCUCGAGCCCGUGUCGCCGCCCGACAACCACCACACGGGUCGCGGCGGCGGCGGCGGCGGCGGCGGCAGCGGCGGCGCGCGGCGGUACAGCGCGGCGCACGUGGGCGGCGGCAGCGUGCUCACGGCGUACGACUACGUCACGACGCGCAUCGUGGAGGUGAUGCGCAGCGACGAGGAGCGCAGCAAGCCGCCCUUCCACCCGCCCACCUCCUACGCCUACCCGUACUCCGCGCUCAACGUGUCCACGCCCGCCACCGACGGGCCGACGGUGACCGGCGGCGCGAGCCCGGCGGCGCCGCUGCCCGCGCCCGUGCAGCCCGAGCCCGCGCCGCUCAUGUCGGCGCAGUACGAGCCGCUGUCGGACGAGGACUGACGCCCCGUGCGCCCCGCGCCCGCGCCCGCGUCCCGCGCCUAGCGCUCGCACCCCCCGCGCGGGGGGGAGCGCGCCUCCGUCAUACGCCACGCCGCGCCCGCGCGAUGACGAGACGAGCCGUGACGUCACCACACCCACGCC